CAUCUGUCGUCGUCUUCUACUUGGGAUUUCUGGUUUACACAGGCAGUUUUAUUCAGACAGUCGAGAGGUCUUGUGUGUUGGCGGUAGCGACGAGAUAGCGACGUUGACAACGUAUAUAUCGACGACCUGUGAAUUUUUAUUAACUGCCGUCGUGGUUUCGAGGUUUAUUCGUUUCGAUAACAGUUACCAAUUGGAAUUAAUACCGUUAUCAAUGGUGGUUUUAUUGAUGUGACGUUAUAACUUUACGGGUUUAUCUACCUUAAUUUAUAUGAAGUAUACAACAACUCAGUGUUUUAUGGAAAAAAUGUUGUAGGAAAAAAUAAUUUUUUGAAAUCAAUAAAUUUUGUGUGACUUGUGAGAGCAAAUUGGAUAAGAAAAAAUACCUAAUUGUUUAGUGAUUUUGUUGUUAUCAGCUUGUCAUUGCUGAUAAGGUAGUGUGUUUUUUGAGUGAAUUAACUUGGAUUUACAGAAUACAGAGUGGAUAAUUUCGUCAAAAUUGUGGAAGCAAUUAAAAUGAAGACUGAGCUGCGAUCGUGCGCAGCGUGUGGAGAGCCAAUCUCGGAUAGAUAUUUUCUCGAGGUUGGCGGAUGCUCCUGGCAUGGGUCCUGCUUACGAUGUUGUGUCUGCCUAUCGCCUCUGGAUCGACAGCAAUCUUGUUUCAUUCGCGAAAGACAAGUGUAUUGCAAAACAGACUAUGGAAAAAAUUUCGGAGCGAAAUGUUCAAAAUGUUGUCGAGGCAUUUCGGCGUCGGAUUGGGUGCGUCGAGCUAGAGAUUUGGUAUUUCACUUGGCUUGUUUCGCGUGCGAUUCAUGCGGACGACAGUUGUCGACUGGAGAGCAGUUUGCCUUGAUGGAAGACCGAGUGUUAUGCAAAGCACACUAUCUGGAGACUGUAGAGGGCGGAACAACGUCUAGCGAUGAUGGUUGCGAUGGUGAUGGUUAUCACAAAAGCAAAACGAAACGAGUUCGAACAACAUUUACCGAAGAACAGUUACAAGUUCUACAGGCAAAUUUUCAAAUCGAUAGCAAUCCCGAUGGUCAGGAUUUAGAAAGGAUAGCGUCGGUGACGGGACUAAGUAAACGAGUGACACAAGUUUGGUUUCAAAAUUCAAGAGCAAGACAGAAAAAACAUAUUCAUGCUGGUAAGAAUAAAAUGCGUGAACCAGAGGGAAAUUCAUUUGCUCGACAUAUCAAUCUACAGCUUACGUAUUCGUUUCAGAACAAUGGUCAGAAUCCGAUGCAGUUAAAUGCGAACAAGUCUUCGCUCUACCCCGCCCACGAAUCCUCUAUGGAUGAGCUAUCGCAAGAUUCCUCAAUGCAUUGCAUGCAAAGUGAAGUGUAAGACGUCCAAUAUAAUCUACACACAAUUGAGACUUCAAAAUUCGUAUCGUGUCGUAUCCUAGUCAAAAUUAUGGACCUUAUGUAUAUAAAUUCUUUUACAUAACCAUAUAUAAAUA
Episyrphus balteatus (marmalade hoverfly) is the source of this 1456-nucleotide messenger RNA. RefSeq names its product LIM/homeobox protein Awh (gene Awh). NCBI's taxonomy places the organism in Eukaryota, Metazoa, Arthropoda, Insecta, Diptera, Syrphidae. The coding region runs from base 514 to 1341 and encodes 275 amino acids. The transcript is spliced from 6 exons. Gene Ontology annotation, cellular component: nucleus. The record is from RefSeq and is a predicted model, not a curated record. Gene Ontology annotation, molecular function: RNA polymerase II transcription regulatory region sequence-specific DNA binding; DNA-binding transcription factor activity, RNA polymerase II-specific. Gene Ontology annotation, biological process: regulation of transcription by RNA polymerase II; neuron differentiation.